This is a messenger RNA of Emys orbicularis (European pond turtle), 1242 nucleotides long. It is a transcript of the gene CCNA2, whose product is annotated as cyclin A2. Bases 1 to 1242 code for a protein of 413 amino acids. The record is from RefSeq and is a predicted model, not a curated record. Gene Ontology annotation, biological process: regulation of cyclin-dependent protein serine/threonine kinase activity; mitotic cell cycle phase transition. Gene Ontology annotation, cellular component: cytoplasm; nucleus; cyclin A2-CDK2 complex. Lineage: Eukaryota; Metazoa; Chordata; Testudines; Emydidae. The transcript is spliced from 8 exons. Gene Ontology annotation, molecular function: cyclin-dependent protein serine/threonine kinase regulator activity.
AUGCUGACGGGCGCCGCUGACCUGGAGCAGGAGAACCAGGAGAAUGUGCCCCCCGGCGGCAAAGCGCGGCCGCCCGCCGCCGCCUCCGGGGCCCGCCCGGUGCUGGCGCUGCUGCGGGGCAACCAGCGCCGCCCGACCCAGCAGCAGGCUGCUCUUGCUCACGCACCCUGGAGUAUUAAUGAUGAAAACUAUGGCAAAGUUCCAGCUGGGAAAGCGGGUAACAAACAGCCUGCUUUUGCCAUCCAUAUGGAUGAGCCUGAUGGGGAGAGACGAAAGAGACAAGUGGUUCCUAAAAAGGCUGUGUCCCAUGAAGAGGUUCUAGGCUUAAAUACUGCUGUAACGUCAUUAGGAGACAGAAAACCCUUAGCACCCCUAGACAAUCCAAUGGAUCUUAGUUUUGAUUCUCCAAGUAUUAUGGAUAUAUCAGUAACUCAAGAAGUGGAAGAAAAAGUAAAUGUUAACCAGGUGCCAGACUACAUUGAAGACAUCUAUACAUACCUUAGGGAAAUGGAGGUGAAAUGCAAGCCUAAAGUGGGUUACAUGAAGAAGCAGCCUGAUAUAACAAACAAUAUGCGAGCUAUUCUUGUGGACUGGCUGGUGGAAGUUGGAGAAGAAUAUAAAUUACAGAAUGAAACUCUGCACUUAGCUGUAAACUACAUUGAUAGAUUUCUUUCCUCAAUGUCUGUGCUGAGAGGGAAGCUUCAGCUUGUGGGGACUGCAGCUAUGUUGCUAGCAUCGAAGUUUGAAGAAAUCUACCCUCCUGAAGUAGCAGAGUUUGUUUACAUCACAGAUGAUACCUACACCAAGAAACAAGUCCUAAGGAUGGAGCACUUAGUGUUGAAAGUCUUGUCAUUUGACUUGGCAGCUCCAACAAUAAACCAGUUCCUCACUCAGUACUUCCUACACCAGCAGACUAAUGUUAAAGUGGAACAUUUAUCAAUGUAUCUGGGGGAGCUGAGUUUAAUUGAUGCUGACCCAUACUUGAAAUACUUGCCAUCACUUAUUGCUGCUGCUGCAUUUCAUCUAGCAAGCUAUACAAUCACUGGACAAACCUUGCCUGAAUCUCUGUCCAAAAUGACAGGAUAUACCCUUGAAAGCCUUAAGCCUUGUCUCAUGGACCUCCAUAAGACCUACCUCAGAGCAGCACAACACACACAACAGUCUAUAAGAGAGAAAUACAAGAGUACAAAGUACCAUGGAGUAUCACUCAUUGAUCCACCAGAGACACUAAAUUUAUCAUAA